AUGUCUCUUAUUCCGCAGCCUCAGUCCGUGGCCCUCAAAGAAGGCCUCGUGGAGCUAGCCAGCUUCGACCAUGUCAACGCCGCGCUCGACACCACCCUCCAUCCCGAGGGCUACACCAUCGACAUUUCCACCGCCAACGGAGUGCACAUCAAAGGCGGCUCCUCCGCCGGCCUCUUCUACGCCCGGCAGACCCUGCGACAGCUCCUCCCGUCAGCUGCCCUCCGGCACGGCGCCCGCGGGCCCUGGCGGCUCCCCGCGCAGACCAUUGCCGAUGCGCCAUCGUCCGGCCUGCGCUGGCGCGGCUGUAUGCUCGACGUCGCGCGCCACUUUAUGCCCCUCUCCGAUGUCCUGCGCUUCAUUGACGUGCUCGCCUUCCACAAGCUCAACACCCUGCACCUGCACCUCACCGACGACCAGGGCUGGCGCAUCGACGUGCCGGCGUGGCCGCGCCUCGCCGCCGUGGCGAGCUGGCGCACACGCUCCAUGCAGGGCACGCGGCACCAGCCGGGCUUUGAUGCGCGUCCGCACGGUGGCUUUUACACCGCAGACGACUUGCGCGAGAUUGUGGCCUUUGCGGCGCAUCGGCACGUCACGGUCGUGCCCGAGGUGAAUAUGCCAGGCCACAUGCAAGCCGCAAUUGCCGCGUACCCGGAGCUAGGCAACACGGAUGUCAAGGGCCGUAGCUCCGAUGAAGGCGUCUGGGACUUUUGGGGCAUUUCGCCGCGCGUGCUCAAUGUCUCCGACACCACGCUUGACUUUUGCCGCUCCGUCCUGGACUUUGUCUGCGACAUUUUCCCGUCCGAGACCAUCUGCAUCGGCGGCGAUGAGUGCCUCUACGACGAGUGGAGAGCCAGCCCGUGCGUGCAAUCACGCAUGGAGGAGCUCGGCGUCACGACGGAGUCUGCGCUGCAGGGCUGGUUCACGGACCAGAUGGCCGCGCAUCUCGCGACCCGCGGCCGGCGCGCCUACGGCUGGGACGAGGUCAUGGAGGGGUACACGGGUCCCGCCGACAAGAUUCUCGUCGCAGCAUGGCGAGGGCCCGGUCCGACAUCCGUUGCCGCGCGGCGUGGCUUCGACGUGGUGACGUGCCCAGACGUGCACGCCUAUCUCGACUACCGCCAGUCGGACGACCCCGGCGAGCCCACCCCCGUGGGCACGCUUCUCACGCUGGAGGACGUGUACUCCUUUGAGCCCAUCCCGGCCGGCCUGGAGGCCGACGCGGCGCGCCACAUCGUCGGCGCGCAGGUCAAUGUCUGGACGGAGCACAUGGAGAAUGCUCGGCGCGUGCAGUACAUGGUCUACCCGCGGGCGUGUGCGUUUGCAGAGGUGGCAUGGGGCAAGACGCGAGAGCACGGCCGCUUUGGCGAUUUCCAGACGAGGCUCGAGGACGGCCACCUCGCGAGGCUGGAUGCGUUGGGCGUCAACUACAGGCCGCCGACGGGACCACGGCCGUGGGACGGGCGGCCAGAUGCUCCUGGGCACCCGCUGUCGCGGGAGGAGCGCCUAGCUGAGAUUGAGAAGAUGACGGCCGAGCUGGGGUAUUGA
Molecule: messenger RNA, 1545 nt
Organism: Akanthomyces muscarius
Lineage: Eukaryota; Fungi; Ascomycota; Sordariomycetes; Hypocreales; Cordycipitaceae
Exons: 1
Coding region: 1-1545 (514 amino acids)
Biological process (GO): glycosaminoglycan metabolic process; carbohydrate metabolic process
Cellular component (GO): membrane
Molecular function (GO): beta-N-acetylhexosaminidase activity
Source: RefSeq, a predicted model, not a curated record